Monoraphidium neglectum is the source of this 897-nucleotide messenger RNA. Its product is annotated as Catechol O-methyltransferase. The transcript is spliced from 8 exons. Lineage: Eukaryota; Viridiplantae; Chlorophyta; Chlorophyceae; Sphaeropleales; Selenastraceae. Gene Ontology annotation, molecular function: O-methyltransferase activity. The record is from RefSeq and is a predicted model, not a curated record. The coding region runs from base 1 to 897 and encodes 298 amino acids.
AUGCUGCAGCCGAGCGACAUCCUGCCGUGGGUGCGGGCCAAGGCGGCGCCUGGAGACGCGGCAGCGGUGUUGUCGGCGCUGGACGAGUGGGCAACGCACUACCCCAUGUACGCAAUUGGCGCCGAGAAGGGUGCUAUGCUGGACCAGGUGUUGUCGGACCUGCGGCCGCAGGUGGCACUGGAAAUCGGGACGUUCUUGGGCUACAGCGCCGUGCGCACCGCGCGGCAGCUUGAUCAGGGGGGCCUGCUGGUCUGCAUAGAGGCCAACCCCCAAAACGCGGCGGUGGCGCGGCAAAUUAUUGACUACGCGGGGGUGGGGGCGCGCGUGACAAUCCUCGAGGGCCUCGGCAGCGAGAAGCUGCCGGAAGCCGCACGCAUCAUCGCAGCGGCGCGGCAACGGGCGCGGCCCGGAGAGGGCGGCGGCGCGUCGGGGGCGGCGGCGGCGGGCAGCGGCGGCGGCGUGCUCGCAGGGCUGCAGGCGCAGGCGGUUGAGCAGCAGGCGGAGGCCGCUGCUGCGGCGGCGGCCGGCGGGGCUGCGGGGGAGGGAGGCGCUGGGGCGCCCCCAUUGGAAGGGCGGGCAGCGGCGGCAGCUGGCGCGACAGCGCGGGCCGCAGCUGCAGGCGGGGCGCCGGUGGACUACCUUUUUCUGGACCACUGCAAGCCGUGCUACCUGCCAGACCUUCUAGCUGCGGAGGCCCUGGGACUGGUAGGGCACGGCACAGUCGUGGCUGCAGACAACGUGGUGUAUCCGGGCGCUCCUGGCUACCUGGAGCAUCUUGAGGGUGUGGGCCGCUACGCCACCACCCUGCUGGCGGCCCCCCACGAGGUGGACAAGCCCUGGGACCCGAAUUGGGAGAUGGGCCGGGCCGACGCCGUCGCCGUCAGCCUCAGAUGGUGA